Molecule: messenger RNA, 1496 nt
Organism: Chenopodium quinoa (quinoa)
Lineage: Eukaryota; Viridiplantae; Streptophyta; Magnoliopsida; Caryophyllales; Amaranthaceae
Exons: 2
Coding region: 698-1186 (162 amino acids)
Source: RefSeq, a predicted model, not a curated record
UAGUAAGGCUUGUGAAAUUAUUUUGUUUCCAUGACAUGAAUAGUUGGCUUUGAGAUCAACAUUGACGACUUUUGCACUUUAAUUUUUCUUUCAAUUUCUUACUACAUGCAUGCAACAAGUUAACUUUACUAUGCACUUAUUAUGUCAGCUUGUUACACAUAUUAUAAAACGGAAAUCAAAAUUCACUUAAAUCAUAUGUAUUAGCUAUAUGAUGAAAAUCUAAAAGAUGUUUUGUAAUCAAAAUAAUCAAUAUAUCAUGUUCGAUAGCUCAAUAAUGUGCCAUGGCAUGGUAUAUCAUGUUGUACGUACGUAGUAUAUUAAUUAGUUGUCCUAGACCUCGUAGUGAUUUGUAUUAUUAAUUUGUUAUAAGUUGUGUUUGGUGUAUUAAUAUCAUUUAUAAUUCUUCAUUCCUUUUAUCAAUACCAAUAACUUAUUUUCCCUUUGUAGAAAUAGCCAUAAUUAGUUCCUUAAUUAAAGGGACUAAAUAUUGACCAAUUUAUUCUGCGAAUAUUUAGGCAAAUAUUUUUGGUAGUAGUUGCUGUAAUCUUGGUAGUAAUUGCCUAAUUUACAGGGCUCCUGUGUAUAAAAUUACAAACACAAUUCCGCUUAAUUCUCUAUAUGGUAUCAGAGCCGUAAGGUUCGAUUUGGGAAACGAAACCUUGUUUUUCCUCAUCAUUUACCAGAAAACUUACCUGCGAUGGACAACCAGCCAUCGUCACACAACCAAACACCAAACAACCAGCUAAUUUCCUUGGAACAAAUGGAACAAAAUUUCCAAUUAUUCCAGAAAAUGAACAAAACACAAACCAACCCAGAAUCCGGCACAUCACGAACAGUGGGUGUCGCCGGGAAAUCGAGUUUUUCAGAUAACACAAAUUGGUGUAAUCACUGUGGUGGUACGAAACACACCAAAAAGGGGUGUUUUGAACUCGUUGAGUAUCACCGACAGAAAGCCGCUACCAAGGUCGGAGUAAACCAAACCGGCGGCAAGGCCAAUGUCGUCGUAUACUUAAACCCAGAAAACAAGGACUCCGGCAACGAGGAUAACACCUCAGUCGAACAAAGCAACACCGAUGAAAUCACAAGCAUGAGAAGUGAAGAAAAUACCACCGGGAAAAAUGGUGGUGAUGAAGCUAGAAAGAAGCAGAGAUGCUCUAACAGGAGAGAUCAUUGGGCGUGGUACUGAACGAGGAGGUUUGUACUACGUAGAUGAGGUGGCUCAACAGGGUAACGCUUUGCUUGCCUAUGGAUCACCGAAAAACCAACUUUGGAUGUGGCAUCGUCGGUUAGGUCAUCCCUCUCUUGGUUAUCUUAAACGUUUAUUCCCCUCCCUUAAAAGUGUUAAUAUGCCCUUGAAUUGUGAGACAUGUGUCUUAGCUAAGAGUCAUAAACAUACGUACCAUCCUAGUUUAAUAAGCCAUGCCCCUAAACCUUUUACUUUAAUUCAUUCCGAUGUAUGGGGUCCAGCGCCUGAAUUUGCAGUCCAUAAUUAUUCA